Molecule: messenger RNA, 1196 nt
Organism: Arabidopsis thaliana (thale cress)
Lineage: Eukaryota; Viridiplantae; Streptophyta; Magnoliopsida; Brassicales; Brassicaceae
Product: ARM repeat superfamily protein
Exons: 6
Coding region: 361-903 (180 amino acids)
Source: RefSeq, marked reviewed
AUUUUUCGCUUCGGCUUCUCUCUCUCUCACAAGCUCCGUUAUCGGAAUCAAACACAGUGGGAAGAAUCAAAAUUGACAGAUGUGAUGUCAAAUCUCUUCAAAACGUGAGUGUCUCUGUUUAAGUCGAUUGGACUGUGUUUUGUAUUGAUUCGAGCAUUUGAAUCAUCUUUCUCAGAAAAUCCAACACUCUUUGCUUUAGUUAUGUGAUUCCCUUGGCGUUGUCUUAUAGUUUGCGAUUCUGUAGUUGAGUUGAAUAAAUAGUUUGCACCCGAAUUUGUUUUCUCCGAUUUAGGGAUUUGAUUUUGAAAUUGCAGAAGAAAAUUUUAAAGACAAGAGUGUUAGUUGUUGGAUAGUGAGAGAAUGUUUACAAAUAAUCAAAGACAAGAAGAACGUACUGGAAAACAUGGAACACCAAGGCUUCAAUAUCUUCAGGAGCUUGUGAGUCAGUUUCAGAAUGCAACUGAUGAAGAAACAAAGGAGAGAAUUGUAGCAAACUUGGCGAAUUUUGCAUAUGACCCUUACAACUACACUAUUUUACGUCAGCUAAAUGUCUUGGAACUAUUCGUAGACUGUAUAACAGAGCCAAAUGAGAAGCUUGUAGAAUUUGGGAUAGGAGGAAUAUGCAACGCUUGUGCCGAGCCAAAAAACGUUGCUACCAUUGUCGAGGCUGAUGGAAUUCCUCUGAUAAUCAAAUCCUUAUCAAGCCCUGUCCGGAACACUGUGAACUACGCGCUUGGGGCUUUGUAUUACAUGUGUGACUAUAACAGAGCAACGAGAGAGGAGAUUUUGAGACCAGAAGUGGUGGAUCUCAUCGAGAGGUACGCAGCGGCUGAAUCUGUCAGUGUAAGCUUUAGUAACUUGGCUAAGGCGUUUCUUGACAAGCAUGUUCAUGCAAACACAUGAGAUUCUUGAAUUUUAUCUUCUCUAUUAAACACUUGGAAUCAGCUUGAAAAUACCAAAGAUGACGAUUUUGCCAAGAGUUUUUGUAUAGCAAUGGGCCAAAACGCAAACGCUACAAUGAAUGUUUUGAGGAUUGGGAAAGCGUUAUGUUGCGGCUAGUGAGAAUCUAAAUGAGGAAUGUAUAAUAGAUUCAGUACACUCUCUUGUUUCUCGAAUCUGAUUAAAAUGGAAUAAGACGUAUGAAGAAUGUGCACAUAAAUGUAACCAUGUAAUAACUAAAGAAUCAAUGAAGUGAG